This is a messenger RNA of Angiostrongylus costaricensis, 1878 nucleotides long. The record is from the annotation of a GenBank genome assembly. Lineage: Eukaryota; Metazoa; Nematoda; Chromadorea; Rhabditida; Metastrongylidae.
AUGUUUAGUCGUUCUUGUUCUCCGGAUUUCGAACGAAAUGAGGCGUUACGGGACUCAUGGGCAGCGCUGAAGACCCAGCCGGACAAUUUUGAUGCUUGGAUAAUACUUCUCACUCAGGCCGAUCAGAGUAAUGAUAUAAAAUUGGCUCGAGACAUGUACGAUCGAUUUCUGAGCAAAUAUCCGUAUUGCUAUGGUUUUUGGAAGAAGUACGCUGAUAUGGAACGUCGCCAUCAACAUUUUUCCGGUGCACUUAAUGUGUGGGAGCGAGGAAUUCUUGCUAUCCCUCUGUCAGUCGACUUAUGGCUUGGUUUCUUGUCAUUCAUGCGCGAAUUAGCACCACAGUCAGAUAGAGGGAUAGAAAAACUCAGAGAGUUAUAUGAGAGGGCUUUGUCUCUCGCAGGAUAUGAAUUCCAUAGCGAUCGUUUAUGGCAAGAUUACAUUGCAUGGGAGGAAGCUCAAGGGGAAUGGCGUAGAGUUGCAGAAAUCUACGAUCGCUUGCUACGUAUACCAACUGCAAUGUAUAAGAGCCAUAUGGAAAGAUUUGAAGCGAUUGUGAAUAUGUGCAAUCCGUACGAUUUAUUAUCAGAAGAGGAAUUCAAUGAUAUUUUUGAUAUCGUUAGAAGAAAAUGCAAUAUUGGGGUUGAUCAGAUAGUUAUUGAUGAGAGCAUAGUGAACACUGGUGCUGCUGGAGGUACUGAGAUUGCUGAGGCAUCCAACUUUCUUCCAGUUAUACGGAAAAAGAUUCAUCCUGAUGGCUUGCCACAUUUUCAAGCUGAAAUUUUGUCUCGCCGUUAUCGAUGGCACAAGGAAACCGAGGCAAUGGUUAACGCUCGUUUACCAUUUGAGGAUCAGAUCAAGAGGCCGUACUUCCAUGUGAAACCCUUAGAAGCGGAACAGUUAAAAAACUGGCGUUUGUAUCUGGAUUUUGAGAUUAUCGAAGGAGAUGAAAAUCGAAUAACGGUGCUUUUUGAGCGAUGUCUCAUCGCAUGUGCGCUUUACGAUCAGUUUUGGACUAAGUUUGCGCGUUGGACACGUAAACACCGUGGCUCUACUGAGGCUCGGAAUGUGUAUCGCCGUGCCCGUCAACAUAUUCCUGGAAAUGUACGCCUGGCUCUUGCUUAUUCGGCAUUUGAAGAAUCUCUCGGUGACUACGCUGCAGCUGGAACCAUACUGAAUUCAUUUCGUAGGAAAUAUCCCGGUUAUGCAGCGAUCGAAUUGCGCCUUAUCGGGAUGUUCCAUCUGAAGUUUCGCAAUGAUAGGAGGUUGGCUGAAAAAAUUAUAAGGAGAGCUUUGGAAAGAGAUCGAGACAAUGUUCAACUUUUGCUGCAACUAAUCGAUCUCGCAUUCACUAAUCCUGAAUUUUCACAGACUGCUGUUAUCGAAGCUUUUGAUUUUGCAAUCAAGUCGAACAUAUCUGAUGCUGAGAAGCUGCAAUUUAGUCAGCGGAAGUUGGAUUUUCUGGAAGAUCUCUCUUAUGACAUUGAUAUUCUGCAAGAACAUCAAGAUGCUCAUGUUGCGCUUCUGGCUGAACUAGAAAACCCACCGAUAACUACUCGAAAGCGAAGGUAUAAUGGCAGGGAGGAUUCUAAAUACUACAGUGACAGAGACCGUGAUCUUCCGCUCCGAAGAGGGAGCCGCUAUUCUGAGCAUCGAGACGUCCGUGAUUCAUAUCGUGAGAAUUUUCGUGGAAUGCGUGAGAGCACGGGAUAUUACAUGUCUCCUAAUGGUGUAGAGAAACUGUCAAUAAAAUGUCAUAACGUUGUUGAAUUCUCCGAUGAAGUUAGGCGAGAAAUUUUGAUCGCGUUACUCGCAGGUCCACAUGGCUCAUCCGUUACUUGCAAAGCGGUCAAGCGCGGAACAGAAUUGAUGCCGUUCUGA